AUGGACCCGUUUGAAGCGCGCCUAAAGUUUAUCAACCUUCUCAAGAACCUCACGCCGUCACACCAGUCGCUCACCCGCGCCGCUGCCUUUGCGAUGGCUAACGCAGAGCUCCAGGAGGACUUUGUUAAUUGCAUUCUCGAGUCCCUAGAGGCCACCGAUCUCAAUUGCCGCGCUAAUAUCUUCUCCUUCAUCGACGUGUUGGUGUUCCAGGCUGUGGCAGACAAGAGCUACGACCCCCAGACGGCGUAUCCCUACAUCGCGCCGCUCCUCCCCAAGAUGCCCCAAUGCCUCGAGCUAGUCUUGCCCGCGGGGCCGAACGCUUUGAUCAAUUUGCAUAGCACAUACGUCACAAUCAAGAACAUCUGUAAGCUCCUCGCGUGGGACUGCUCGUUCUGGAAUGAGCAGUACAACGCAAGGUUGACGGAUGCAGAUAUGGAGCGGAUCGAGCGGAAGGCGCCGUUUGAAAACGCCAUCAACCAGGGUAAGGGACUAGAUGGUGCGUGGCAGGUCUUGCUUGAUCGCAAGCGACAGGGAAAGUAUGAGCGUGUGUGGCUUGUAAAGCAUGGCGAGUUCAGGCGCGAACCAGAGUCUGAGCCCUCGUUGCGAUUGACCAAGGAACAGAUCUUGUUGCGCAUCGAGGCGGACCGCGAGAGAAAUAAGCGUGCCAAGGAGAGCUUGUGGACCGUCGACCGCCUUGAGGACGGGAUUUCAGUGGCAGAGUUCCGCAAGGUGUACGACAGCCACGGCGCGUUGAACGACGAGGAUCUCAAGGAGCUUGACGAAAUUAAUGCCACCGCGGAAGAUAGUUAUCUGGUUGCACAGUUUUAG
This is a messenger RNA of Babjeviella inositovora NRRL Y-12698, 828 nucleotides long. RefSeq lists its product as uncharacterized. The transcript has a single exon. The coding region runs from base 1 to 828 and encodes 275 amino acids. Gene Ontology annotation, biological process: positive regulation of DNA-templated transcription, elongation; positive regulation of transcription by RNA polymerase I. The record is from RefSeq and is a predicted model, not a curated record. NCBI's taxonomy places the organism in Eukaryota, Fungi, Ascomycota, Pichiomycetes, Serinales. Gene Ontology annotation, cellular component: CTDK-1 complex.